Molecule: messenger RNA, 194 nt
Organism: Funneliformis geosporum
Lineage: Eukaryota; Fungi; Glomeromycota; Glomeromycetes; Glomerales; Glomeraceae
Source: the annotation of a GenBank genome assembly
AUGGAAGAAAAUCUUAUUUGCAAAUACCUUCCUGGAACCUGUUACUCAUGUUCAAGUGCUUAUAAUAGUAAAUUUCAACAUUUAAGACAUGAAGAUAAAAUAACUUCUCAACAAGAUAAUGAAUUGAGUGCAUCAGGUAUCUCGUCAAAUGAAAAGGAAACUGAUAAUAAUGAUACUGAUGGUAUUGAGGAAGA